UAAUUUCCGCUUUAUUACAUUAUUCUUUCCUUUCCUCCAAAAAAAAAAAACCCCACAAAUAAUUUCAAACUCUCUCUCUUUCUCUCUCAUCAAAGAAUGCCCCAAGUUGAUCUCGCCUCAGUUUGCGCCGGCGUCGCACACGACCGCAAAGUCACCUGCGAAACCACAGCCGACGAUUCCACGGCGGAGGAACCGAUCCCACCACCGGAUUACGCGCCGGAAUCAUUCUGGCUCUCCAAAGACGCCGAACUCGAUUGGCUCGAUCGCAACGCAUUUCUCGACCGGAAAGAUUCCGGCAAAGGUGGGCCCAACUCUAAUUCCAGUAGCCUAAACCCGGUUCAUGUUUCCGCCGGUUCACAGCGUUAUUCGGCGAAUUUGAAGUCAAAAGCGUCGUUAAUCGCUCUUCCUAAACCGCAGAAACAGAAUUACGCUGAAGUGAAAAACCGGCGACAUUGUCGGCCGUCGAGCGUGCGGCUGUUUCCGAAACGGUCUGAACCGGUCGGGAAACCGGUGACGGAACCGGGUUCGCCGAAGGUUUCUUGUAUGGGAAGGGUGAAGUCGAGGAAAGGGAGUAGAAGUGGGAAGAACCGGAAGAAGGUAAUCGAACCGGGUUUGGUUAGGAAUAAGAGUGUAAAGGAAAGGAAACCCGGGUUUUGGAAGAAUUUCCGCUCUAUCUUCCGGUCCAAAGGGGGUAAUAAAUUAGAUGUACAACUUCAACGAGGAGAUGAUGAGGAAUUUGUUGGAGUGACUAAGAGGAAUAACUCCAACUCCAAGAAAAAACGCGGGUUUAAUUCGAAUAAUUGCGACGGUUUGAGUGAAGCAGGAUCGGUUCAACCGUCCGGUUUAGGGGGAAUGAAGCGGUUUGCUUCGGGCCGGAAAUCGGAUAGUUGGGCCGGUGACGUGGAGGUUGACGGGGCGAAAUCUGAGCCGUUGGAUGGUGGUCCGAUCUGGCGGCGGAGAGAGGUGGGCCCACCUGUAGAGGUAGAUGUGGAUCGUGAUUGGCGGGCGGUGGGACCCAUGUCUGUAUGACGUGGGAGAAGGUUAGUGGGUCCCUUUUUGAUAGGGUGACGUCAGGAUUUAUAUAUAUACACGUCAAAAUUUAUGAGCUUCAAAAAUUCGAGUGUUUUUAUAUUUUGUUGGGUCAUUUUUGACAUUGGUGUAAUGGUGUGUGUCGUUGUUGUUUCAACUUCACGUCUGAGUUUUUAUAUAUGUUCAUACUUUAGGUUAUAGGAUUUUUCAUAUUUUUAGUGACAUGGUUGAAGAAUUUUGUUAUAUAGUUUGUAUAUACAAUUUGUGAUUUCUUCUUCUAUAUAGAGUUCAUGAUCUUUUUAAUUUACUUUUUGAUCAAAAAUAGUUAUCACGAUAAAUUAAGAUGGAUAACUGGAAUUGUUGUAACUCAAGUACUCGACAACACUGAAUGUUAGGACUUGGGAGUCUUAAGCGUGUGAAUUUGAAAUUCAUGUAAACUUAUCAAUCUUGCUUUUUAUAGAUAAAACUUUAGACUUGGUUAAUCAUAUAUCGCAUCAGUGGUGGUUUCAAAAAAAAUUUCUUAUGGGUUCGGAGUCAGUCAACAUAGAUAAAAUAAAAUAGCAUAAUCUAUAAUUUAAAACGUAAUAUAUUGUAACUAAUUAUAUGGGUGUACA
Chenopodium quinoa (quinoa) is the source of this 1643-nucleotide messenger RNA. RefSeq lists its product as uncharacterized. The transcript has a single exon. The record is from RefSeq and is a predicted model, not a curated record. NCBI's taxonomy places the organism in Eukaryota, Viridiplantae, Streptophyta, Magnoliopsida, Caryophyllales, Amaranthaceae. The coding region runs from base 97 to 1029 and encodes 310 amino acids.